Messenger RNA from Mus pahari (shrew mouse), 953 nucleotides. It is a transcript of the gene Fmr1nb, whose product is annotated as FMR1 neighbor. The record is from RefSeq and is a predicted model, not a curated record. The transcript is spliced from 6 exons. Bases 107 to 829 code for a protein of 240 amino acids. Lineage: Eukaryota; Metazoa; Chordata; Mammalia; Rodentia; Muridae.
UCCAUGAGAGUUUAGUCCCACGAGAGUUUAACCACAAGGUUCUGGACUGUCCACAAGCAGUGGUGCGUCACUAUCGCCUCAGGUUGGUUAGUCAGAGACCUCAAUCAUGCCUUGGGAUCCCAGGCCAAGGCAGGGAAGCAAUAGAUCUAGAUUUAAGAGCUGUGCUUAUCGUGGAGCACGUACAAAGAUAACAGCUGCUGACACAGGGUACAGAGACGAUACUCUUUCCCUCAAUAAGUAUCAGGGGCUUCCGAAUUCCGACCAGGGGAACAACAUGGCAGAUGGCCCUCGGUUUGGCUUCUGGACUUCAGUAAGCCAGUGUCUGCAGUAUUUGUGGACCCAGAGGCACUUGGGCCUGCUUCUACUUUUGUUCUGGACUCUGGUUGUCCUGUUCUGUCUUGUGAACACUGUGAAAUUGCCCUUGCUUGCUGAAGCUGCAGAACUUGAACCCCAAUUAGGAAGUAUGUUGCGCUUUUUCUUUCCAACAACAUGCAUCAUAAGGGACAAUCAGGUGGUGGUGGCAUGUAAUAACCAGCCGUAUCUCAGCAAGAGUGAAUGUUUAAAAUCCAAGUGCUGUUCUUCAACAUCUGGGACUAAAAUCAAAUGCUAUGCCCCAGUAAGGGACAAGCCUACACAGAUGUUCCGGGUGUUUGGACUUGCUGCCAUCAGCAUUAUAGUCCUGGGAUUUCUGCCUAUGUGCUGCUGUUCUUUUUGCCGGAGGAGGAAGAGGAUGAACAGGAUGUUGAAGAUUUUGAAGAAACAGAAAUCGAAAGGGAAGAGGCCUAAAGGAAGGAAGGCAUCAGAAGAGAGAGCUUUACUGUUCCAUUGAGAAUGCAGAUCUGCCAUGGAAGAAGAGAGGAGACUUUCUUAGUCAUCCAAAUUCAAUUAAAAAUUGAAAGACAACUUUUUUUUGUAGUUUCAAAUCAAAUUAAAGUUCCAUUGCAUGCAUCAAA